CAUUCUAUUGUUAUCUUAUUCAAAGAUAAUGCUACAAGUCAUUAUCACUUCACCCUGCACAAUAAUAGUCAAUUCCUCUACACAACAUUUAUCUAUAUCUCUCAUUCAUAUCUUCCUAAAACUAAAAUUUCUUUGAAGGUGAUUUUGAUUGAAAAUCAACAAGAUGCUAGGGAAAAAGAUUGUAUCAAUCAAGAAACUAGCCAAAAAGGUGAAACUUGUAGGUAGAGUUGACUCUGACCUUGCUCAAUACGAGUUGUUGAAGGAAAUUGGUAAAAAUAUUGGGUCCAAAAAAAGUGGUGUUUUUGCACUAUAUGUUGGGGAGGAACGAGAGAGAUAUGAGGUUCCAACUGGUUACCUUUGUCAUCCCUUAUUGAAGAUGUUGUUGGAGAAAGCAUACAAUGAAUUUGGAUUUCAGCAAAGGAAUGGUUUGGUUGUUCCAUGUAGUGUUUCAGCUUUUCAUGAAGUGGUUAAAGCUAUAGAAUGUAACAAUUGUAAGUUUGAUAUGGCAAAUAUUUGUGAUGAAUUGAUUUGAAGUAUGUGCUUGUAUCAUAGACAGAUAUAGAUGUUGUAAUGCAUAAAUAUCUCCAAGUUUAAUAGAGUUAGCUUUCAAUU
This is a messenger RNA of Lathyrus oleraceus (garden pea), 612 nucleotides long. RefSeq names its product protein SMALL AUXIN UP-REGULATED RNA 12. The transcript has a single exon. The coding region runs from base 164 to 532 and encodes 122 amino acids. NCBI's taxonomy places the organism in Eukaryota, Viridiplantae, Streptophyta, Magnoliopsida, Fabales, Fabaceae. The record is from RefSeq and is a predicted model, not a curated record. Gene Ontology annotation, biological process: response to auxin.